This is a messenger RNA of Brassica rapa (field mustard), 1657 nucleotides long. RefSeq names its product monodehydroascorbate reductase 4, peroxisomal-like. Gene Ontology annotation, cellular component: cytoplasm. Gene Ontology annotation, molecular function: oxidoreductase activity, acting on NAD(P)H. The record is from RefSeq and is a predicted model, not a curated record. Lineage: Eukaryota; Viridiplantae; Streptophyta; Magnoliopsida; Brassicales; Brassicaceae.
AUGGGAAGAGCGUUCGUGUAUGUGAUCGUGGGAGGAGGUGUUGCUGCUGGUUACGCAGCUCUCGAAUUCACAAGGAAAGGUGUCUCCGAUGGCGAACUCUGCAUCAUCUCCGAUGAACCCGUUGCACCAUAUGAGAGGCCCGCGUUAAGCAAAGGUUUUCUCUUACCAGAAGAUCCUACACGGCUUCCUUCUUUCCACACAUGUGUUGGGGCUAAUGAUGAGAUACUCACCCCAAAAUGGUACAAGGAACAUGGAAUUGAAUUAGUCCUUGGAACUCGUGUUAAGUCCGUUGAUGCGAGGAGGUUGACUCUUGUAACAAGCACCGGGGAGACUAUAACUUACAACUUUUUGAUCAUUGCAACAGGUGCCAGGGCGCUGAAGCUCGAAGAGUUUGGAGUGGAAGGCUCGGAUGCUGAAAAUGUAUGUUACUUACGAGAUCUAAGCGACGCAGACAGGCUUGCCACUGCGAUCCAAUCAAGCUCCAAUGGGAAUGCUGUUGUUAUCGGUGGUGGCUAUAUUGGCAUGGAGUGUGCUGCAUCUUUAGUGAUCAACAAAAUCAAUGUCACUAUGGUUCUUGCAGGGGCUCACUGCAUGGCGCGUCUCUUUACUCCCAAGAUUGCAACUUUCUAUGAAGACUACUACAUGGGUAAAGGAGUGAAGUUUAUCAAAGGAACUGUUUUGACAUCAUUUGAGUUUGAUUCGGAUAAAAAGGUCACGGCGGUUAAUCUCAAAGAUGGGAAUCAGUUACCAGCAGAUUUGGUCGUGGUUGGAAUCGGAAUACGACCAAACAUAAGCUUGUUUGAAGGACAGCUAAUAAUAGAGAAAGGAGGGAUAAAAGUGAACAGCCAAAUGCAGUCAAGUGAGAGCUCAGUGUAUGCAAUAGGCGAUGUAGCUACAUUCCCAGUGAAACUAUAUGGCGAAAUGAGGAGGCUAGAGCAUGUGGACUUCGCUAGGAAAUCUGCACGGCACGCAGUUUCAGCGAUCAUGGAGCCAGAGAAGACAGGAGAGUUUGACUACUUGCCGUGUUUCUACUCAAGGUUCUUUGCCUUCUCGUGGCAGUUCUAUGGAGACCAUGUUGGUGAAGUUGUGCAUUUUGGGGAGUAUGAAGACGGUAAAGUGUUUGGAGCAUAUUGGGUUAAAGAGGGUCACCUUGUUGGGUGUUUUCUUGAAGGUGGGACCAAAGAACAGUAUGAAACUAUCUCUAAGGCAACACAGUUGAAACCAGCUGUUACUGAUAUGGAAGAACUGGAAAGAGAAGGACUCGGGUUUACUCAGACAGUGGUGAGUCAGCAGGUGGUUACUGAAGUUAAGGAUGUUCCAAGCUCUGAGAUUGUGAGGCAGACAUCAAGAGUUGUGAGUCUUGUGACGGUGGAGAAGCCUUUGCAUGUAUGGCACGCGGUGACUGGAGUUGUUGUUGCUGCGUCUGUGACUGCUUUUGCUUUUUGGUAUGGUAGGAGACGUCGUAGAUGGUGAAAUAAUUCAAUGGCAGGACAGUGCCUGAGAUUUUCUCGACUAGAAGCGAGACAUUUUUUUGGCCCCUUAAAAUUUUUAACUAGAAAUUUUAAUUUAAAAAAAAUAUUAUCAUUGAAUAAUAUUAAAAAGUUUAAUCCAUAAUUUUUAAUUGGCAACUUCUAUGAUUAAUUAACAUUUUGUGACA